UGGAAGUUGUCAGGAGUCAAAAAUUGGCCAGAAGGCAGGCAGCCAGGCAUGGCAGGUCUUUGUCUUCCAUCUCGGCGACAACGAUAGUUUUACGCGGCAUUAAAUGACCACGCAAAACAGCCUGGCAGGAGGGAGAAGAAUAACGCGAGCCGCGUCCUUUCGGUUCUGUUUGGAGCCAGCCGCGGUGACUUCCGCCUGAGCCGCCGGUUUUUGUUUUGUUUCUCGCACCGCUCCGCCCUCCGGGAAAAGCGGCCCAGGGGGCGGGAUCAACACGGGGUGGAUAAACUCCGUGGUCCCGGGGCGCAGUUGGCGGAGGCUCUAGCUAUGGCUUCUGCUUUCCAGGAACCGACGAUGCCCGUGUGGCUGACAGGGGAGGACCUGCAGUGCUCCAUCUGCCUGGAUCUGCUCAGCAACCCGGCCACGGUGGAGUGCGGCCACAGCUUCUGCCUGGGCUGCAUCCGAAAAUGGCUGAAGGGCCAGCACGGAAACAGCGAAUGUCCCAUCUGCAAGAGCUGUGUGGGCAACAAGUUGCCCGAACGCACCGUCUUGCUGAACUUGAUCUUGGAAAAGUAUAACUGCCUAGCUUCCAGCGACCCGCUUCCCACGGGGACCUCGCGUCUAGCGGAGCCGGGCUUCCCAGACGGGGAAAAACGCAAGCGGGACUUCUCCCUUGCCAGGCAAGGUUAUCAGGAUUAUAUAUUUCAAACCAGAAGCUCUAUUUCAGAAGCCUUCCGUUUUAUGAAAAAGUGCAUUUGUGAUCAAGAGGAAAUGGUGCUAAGGAUCAUUGAAGAAGAAUGGAAAGUGGCUCAACAAAUAACAGACUCCACUGACAAGCAGCUCAAUGGAAAAAUUCACAACGUUUUGGAUUUGCAGAAUAAAUUUGAAGAAGUGAUGACGAAAACGUCAUCAGGACAAGAAGCUUAUACUGGCGAUCCCAUUGAGAAGAUCAGCAAUAUUGCCGGUGCUGUUGAAGAGUUAAGGAGACAGCUGGAAGCAGCAAUUUUGAGGAAUUUCCCAGCGCAGCCAUCUCAGAAGCCUUCUCCAGGAACCAGCAACAAUAGUGAAGCUGCAGCUGAUGGAGCAGAAGAAAUGAUCCUUUCCAGUGAUUCCUUACCAAGGAAUGAUUCCGGCCAGGAAGCAAGCAUUUGUUCAUCAUCAACAUCAUCUCCUAGGGACAGAGAAUUGCGGAUGAUUUCAAGUAGAUUUUCUCAGUGGAUGUCCAUGGUUACUUUUGAUGAUGAAAGAGUUGGUUGCAGUCUUGAGCUCACAGGCAAUAAAAGAAAAGUGAGAGUGUCUCGUAGUCGCAAAGAAUAUGAACGUUCCACGAAGAGAUUCCGCAACAGUCAGGUGCUGGGUUCUCCGGGUUUCUCUGAGGGCUGCCAUUACUGGGAAAUAAACACCGAGGAAUCUUCUCUAUGGGCCAUUGGUGUUGCCAGUGGGGACAUUGGCAGAAGCGACCGACUAGGGAGAAAUGAAUUAUCCUGGUGCAUAGAAUGCAAUAUUCAACGUAUCUCGGCAUGGCACAACAAUCAAGAAAUCAACAUUGACCAAGAUAGGCCUUUGCGGGUUGGAGUUUUCCUUGACUUUCCAACAAAAAGUUUGUCUUUUUAUUCUAUCACGGAUAAAGAAACGUGCUUACACAAGUUUGAAAUCAAUGCAGCUUACCCUGUUUACCCUGCUUUUUGGAUUUAUGGUUUAAGGGUUGGUGAGAGUUUAACUAUAAAUGAUAUUACUAGGAAUUAACUUUACGCCACAAUUGUAUAUUGUCUUAAUAAGCAUUUGCCCUCUAAAGACUCUUUAAGAUUCUGAUGUUUUGCUAUUUGAAUUAUGAAGUGCAUCAUCUUUUCCUGCUUUCUGAAUGGAAAUGAGUCUUACACAGGGUGAGCAUGUUGGAAGCUUGCACUGUCACUGGACGGAGGUUAGAAAAUGCAGAGUUUCAAAAGAAGGUUUGGGUUUGGGAUGCAUAAAUAUUGCCAUCUAUCAUAAUCCCUGCAUAGCCAGUUACAGAUUGCCCUUGACAUACAAUAGUUUGUUCAGAAUCCAUUUGAAGUUAUGGCAAUGCUGAGCAGAGGAUUUACAACUGGUGCCCAAAAUUAUGGCCAUAGCAGCACCCCUAUGGUCAUAUGAUCAUAAUCUGGGGACUUGGCAAUCCAUUUGAGCUAAUGACCACUUGCCAAACAUCCUAUGAUCCAGAAAUGCUCCCGGUUCAGACUGGAUCACCCCAUCCUGUAGCAAUGGCGGCUGGUGAUUCGGAGAACCAGUAGCAAAAAUCCCUGUCCCCCCCCACCCAUGCCCCCCUAAUUACCCGGUCACCCGUUUGCUACUUCUUUUUAAAAAAUGCUUUUAAAACAUAAAAAAAAGGCUCUGACGAUCACAGCCGAGCCACGCGAUCGUUAGUCUUUUUUUUUACUUUUAAAAGCAUUUUUUACAACUUAUUCAGCCUGCAAUUUGGUAAGUAAGGAAGGGGAGGGAGCUUUAAAAAAAUAGUUAAUUGGGGUUUUUUUAGGGUUUGUUUUUUUUUGGCAUAGCAAUUUAAAGUUAAGGAAGUUUUAAAUUUAUCUAAAUUUAAAUUUUAUCUAAAAAUAUAAAUAAAAUAAAAUAUUUGUGCAGCUUUCUGAGAUUUGGUGUAUUUCUGUAGUGUUUCACUCUAACUACACAAACACACAAAAUCUCUCAAAGUUGUAUGUGGCAUUUUGUGUGUGUGUGUGUCAGUUGUGUUGUGUUGUGUUGCGUUGUGUGUGUGUAAAAUGUGAAAGUUGGUUUUUGAGCUUUUUGUGGCUAUGUGAGGUUCCUGCUUGUUGCAGGAGCCAUGUUGGGUGAAGUGCAGCUGCUUUUACAUUGUGUGUGAGUCAGUUGUGUUGUGGUGUGUGUGUGUAAAGUGUGAAAGUUGGUUUUUGGUACCUCUUAUUGUUUUGUGUACUUUAUUAUUUUUAUUAUUUAUUGUUACUGGCCACACCCACCAUCACCUGACCAAGCCAUGCCCACCAAUUAAGCCAUGCCCACCGAACCGGUAGGGAAAUUUUUUAAGAUUUCACCCUUGCUAUGCACCCUCCCCAACCUACACCACAACCUGCACUGCACUCCAUAUACUUUUUGACCCUCACCAUGCACCACUCCUCAAUCUACCUCUCACGAGCUCCCUCAUCCAGAAAAAAUUCCACUUAUUUUCCUGCUGGCCUGGAACUUGCAACUUCCUGCUGGAUUCCCUACUGAUUUUGGUUGUAGGAAGCCAGCAAGAAGUUGCCUCACCUAACAAUCAUGGGGUACAGUUAACAACAGCAACCAGGACUAUAGAGAUGCUGUUGCCUUUAUGACUGCAUUGCUUAGUGAUGAAAAUUCAGAUCCCAAUUGUUAUCAUAAGUUGAGGACUACCUAUUGUACAUUCAAAUGACUUUAUCCUUGUAGUACUAGAAUCAUGAUUGACAAUGGGGCUUACAGAAACACUUAGUAGCAAACAAUUAUCUAUGAAAUUGGAUGGAAAAAUCAGGCAGUUCGAUGUCACCUAAAUUUUACACCUAAUAUGUAUGUGGUAUUACUACUAGAUCUCUAGUAUGUAGUAUGCAGUAUGAUCUAGAUUUUAAUACUUUACAAUCUUACACUUCCAGUAAUUUAUGAAAUGUCAUCAAUUUUCUCAAAUUACUUUCAGUGCUGUAUUCAGUACAAUUUCCUGUCCUUUUGUAAGAAUAAUAACUUCACUAUUGUUACAGAGGGCCAGCAGGUAAUCCAAUAAUUAAAGUUUUCCAGCUUCUAGUUUUUCUUCACAACAUAAUUGAGAAUCCAUAUAACAUAGUUUUGAAGGAAAUAAAAAAGUAGAGAGACUAAGGAGACCCCACUUCUCCUCUAAACAUGAAAUUCAGAGACUAAUUUUUCCUAUUAUUUAUAUUCAACCCAGAUACUGUUUAGGAUUGAGAGAGGUUCCACGUGCGCCAUCUGAUGAAAAUCAGAAUAGAAGCAUUAUGAUAGAUAACAAUGUGGGGGAUAUUGAGCAGAUGUAGCAUUAUAUACAGUAUUUGCAAAGGAAUAUACUUCAGAGUCAAUUAUUUCAGAGUAUAUGAAGAGUUAUUGAAAUACUUUUAAAAUAAAUGGACCCAUAACUUGAUAACAAUGACAAAAGAAAAAAUUAGAAAAAUAAAAAUAACAAAUUUCUGGGAGAACCCUCACAUGUGGUACUUUGUUCAGUCCUGUAACUCACAUAUGAAGAAAUUCAGUAAGAACUUUUAUAGGAAUAGAGAUAGAUGUGAAUAAAUAAAACAAUACUGUGUCCCUUGUUUUAUUGAAUUUCAUCCUGCUUUUUCUGCAUAGUAUAUUUGAAAGUAGCCAGCUUACAAACAUAAUUUUGCUUGAUUAGUAAAGUUGUUAUUUAGUUAUAAUUUAUCUGUAUAUGUUUUUAUAAAUAUAUGUUUAAUAACCACUUUCCAGCAAUAAAA
This is a messenger RNA of Ahaetulla prasina, 4427 nucleotides long. RefSeq names its product ring finger protein 135 (gene RNF135). Gene Ontology annotation, molecular function: protein binding. The record is from RefSeq and is a predicted model, not a curated record. Lineage: Eukaryota; Metazoa; Chordata; Lepidosauria; Squamata; Colubridae. The coding region runs from base 325 to 1743 and encodes 472 amino acids. The transcript is spliced from 6 exons.